This is a messenger RNA of Talaromyces amestolkiae, 3069 nucleotides long. RefSeq lists its product as uncharacterized. Bases 1 to 3069 code for a protein of 1022 amino acids. The record is from RefSeq and is a predicted model, not a curated record. The transcript has 3 exons. Lineage: Eukaryota; Fungi; Ascomycota; Eurotiomycetes; Eurotiales; Trichocomaceae.
AUGAUUGUUGACCCCAAAAAGAGAAGAAAAUUCUCGACAACGGUCAACCAUUCGACCGAAGAGCCUUCGGAGGCAAAAAUUGAGACGCCAGCAGGGACCUCAAAACCAGCUUCUGGGUCGAGUCUUCUGCAUCACGACGAGCCAGAAGUUCAGCACAAGACAUCAUUAUCCUUCCAACCACAGAUCAUAGUACCUCGAUUUCGUGAAAUAAUUACCACUCUUGUUGAAAAAUUAUCGAAAGACCAUUGGAAGGACCAGCGGUUCUCUAAAUACUCGCAACUCAUUGCUAUUCAUGGCGGCAUUGAAGCAGUGGUGCAAUCCGCCAUGGAGAGCAUUGCUCCAGAGAUACUGGGUCUCCAAGAUCAAGAAAUUUCCUUGCCAAUGCUUGAUGAUAUCAGAGAAAAGCAAGGGCCAUUUGAACAGUGGCAACAACAAAGUGGGUAUUGCGAUUAUGUCACAGACAAUAACAAGCCGGGAUUCUGGCGCUCAUACGUCGGUCAGAGUGAAGAACCGGGCAUUAGGCUCCAUCAACACCUAGCGGCAGUCAGGAGGAAGAAGCAGGAUACAUUGCACUAUUAUUUCAUUCUUAUGGGCAAUGGCUGCCGGCACUCAAACUUCAUUCGUCUGUGGAGCCUGCCUCCGCAACUGCUUGCGGAUCGAAACGCACGUAUUGCAGUCAGCAUGCUAAGUAAUAUCUUAGAAAUGGUGAUGUGCUACGCUUUCCAAACCCUGCCACAAGCUGUCAUAAACACAUUCUUUGACGACAAUAGCACUUGCACUCUUGGGUUGAAUGUCCUGCCCCCUCUCUUCCAAGAUUUCUUCAUAAGUGGAGAGGAACGCGGUUUAUAUGUCAAUCAUUGUUCUGCAUCACAGGAUCCUCAUAUCAAUAGUUUUCCAAUUGUCAGAGAACAAAUGAGACAAUCGAACCGGACUCGAGCUACAGAGCAUCAACAAAAGCAAGAAGCAAACCUUCGGAUCUGGUCAGGGGAUGAUCACCGCUCGGCCCUGCUCAAAGCGCUAUCAACGACUGCGAUGUCAACCCAGUCAGUUGACUUGGAUACAAACACCGGUAUUGUGACAGAUGUCGAUAUCAAAGUUUUGCUUGAUAAUAUCAAAGCUUCUUUGGGUUUAUCAAGCGAGUGUCCUCCAUUGGUCGCGCCAUUUGGCGACCCGAAUAAGACACGGAUAGGAGUGGUAUUGGACCGUUGUGUUGUCGACAAGCCCACGGAUAGUGCGAACAUAAAUAAUAACAUAUGUGCUGUUCCAGACACAUUUAUUCAAUGCUAUUUGACGGCUGAUAAGGCAUCCAUUUGGACCGCCGACCUACAGCAAUGUUUCUCGCCGCGAUUCAUCUCAACCCGUGACUCAUGGCCAGACACUUAUCGCAUUGCGCUUGCACAAUUCCAUACGACCUUUAUCCAAAGUUCAAAUAUGAGAGUGAUCAUGCUCUGCGGCGAGAAUGCGAAAAAUGUAUGCUUGAAUCCGGAAACCAGAGGAAACAAAAUCACGAUCCAGCUUCAGUACAGUGAACUUGAGGCAUAUGUUGAGUCUGAAGUAAUCAACAACUCACUGACGGUCAAGAGGCUCUACAUAUGCAUCGAUUACAUACAUGACGGGUGGCGUUACGGAGAUUUGAAUUCGCUCAGGGAGUGGUCGGACGUUUUGGCAUUCAUAACGAGCAUUACCAAGACGACAAAUGUUCGCAACCAUGCUCUCAUGUGCCAUCAGGUCAGCCGUCUCAUUAUUCUGCGUCACCACGCUGAGAGGAGCGGGACUAUCGAGCCGAUGACGAUAUCCGACCUUGAUGUCAAGAUAAGGACGUGGCUGGCUCUAAAAGGUCUCAAGUCAGAUGACCAAAUUUUGCGGUGGGAGAAGUUAGCGGGCUCAUUAUCGAAAGGACUAUUUUUGCUCCUUUGCACACUUCCAAGAAAGCCAACCGAGAAGAUCAGGACGGCAAGGCCUAAGCUUGUAGGCGGACCCGACAAUUAUGCGCCUCUUUUCUCGAAGGACAUCAUUACUGAAAGCAAAAGACUGUACACACUUAUCACUGGAAUUAAGUAUACCAGUCGUACUCCGAAAGAUUCAGCACAGGAUACUCUUGACACAAGGCGACUCUCCCAAGAUAGCAUUCGGAAAAAUUAUCCAACGUCCACUCAGACUUCAAUUCCUAGCGAAGUGGAUAUAUUCGGUGAUUCAAACAAUAGACAAGACAGUACCGCUGCUCCCAAGCGAACCAAGAACUCAGGACGGCAGGCUUCGGUGGCAGGUGAUACAUUUGAGGAGGCCUUAGCCUCAAAUAAAUACCCCCCAGGAACAGUUGUUGAUGAUCCACUAGUCUUCGAGGAAUUCGAGAGCUUAAUUGGUGGUGAUGACGAGACCGAGGAUCUGACAGUUGAAGAGCUAUCUGAGGUACUGAAAUGCACUGAAGUGCAGCAGCACCUUUUUGACAAGAACAGAGAGCCUCUUCUGGCCGAAGUUAUACCGAUCACGAAACAGGAAACCGAAAGAGUCACUAAGCAAUCCUACAAUAACCGGAAAAGUACCAAGCUCAUCCGCAAAGAACUACUUGGAGAUGGCCACUGGUACGCUGGUUAUGAAAAGCGGAAAAAUCUUUAUCGCAUUGACCACUGGACGUGCCUUGUAUUGUCCUUCGAACAGCAGGAUGUGAACCAAACCGAAGGCUUCGUUGUCCAAGCGGAAUUCAGUCCACCAGGAAUUCGACACCCGAAGAUUUUUGCUAAGACAGCUCGAGAUUCUGAUCCGGCUUCACGUUUAGCAAUAAAGGUCACGGGAAAGCUGAACAGUGGUCAAAGCUUCGAGAGGUAUCUGGUACAAGGACCAAAGUAUUGGAAAGCACCAUACGUCUGCAAUACGUUUUGUGAUUGGUUGUGGGGAAUGUCUUUGGAGCAGAUCAUAACAGCUAAUGAGCCUCGGCGGUUUGUGUUUACUUAUAGCAAGGAUCCAGUGUUGAAAAGGUUCCGUUCGCCAGGAGACUUUACAGAUAACAGUCUCACGGAGAGAGAACGACUCAAGUGGGCCAAGAACAGUCAGGCAGAGGGUGAUGAAUAG